GUUGAUUCGGCCCUCCACCACCGCCUUCUUACCCCCCAAGAACCCCCCUAAUACUCCCCGGCAGGGCCACCCACGAGCUUACGUCCCUGUUUACCCUAUAGAGUCGAUCUUAAUUCCGAGCAAAAAGUUGAUCAAUAUGGCUGCUCAAGUAAUCUCCAAUUCCGGACACGAUGAGAUGAUUCACGAUGCCGGCCUGGACUACUACGGCCGCAGAUUGGCAACAUGUUCAUCGGACAAAACGAUAAAGAUAUUUGAGAUUGAAGGAGAGACACAUCGGUUGAUUGAGACAUUGAAGGGACAUGAAGGAGCUGUGUGGUGUGUGGCUUGGGCACACCCUAAGUUCGGAACUAUCCUCGCUUCCUCUUCGUACGAUGGAAAGGUGCUCAUCUGGCGCGAACAACACCAGAACGCCACGUCACCCGUCGCUGGCGGCGCUUGGACGAAGGUGUUCGACUUCUCUCUACACACCGCUUCAGUGAACAUGGUAUCCUGGGCUCCGCAUGAGAGUGGCUGUCUCCUGGCUUGCGCCUCCUCAGACGGACAUGUUAGCGUUCUCGAAUUCCGUGACAACAGCUGGACUCACCAGAUUUUCCACGCCCACGGUAUGGGUGUGAACUCUAUCAGCUGGGCACCUGCCGCCGCCCCUGGCAGCUUGAUCAGCUCCAACCCUGGACCGGGCCAGCAGCGGAGAUUCGUCACUGGUGGAAGCGACAACCUGCUUAAGAUCUGGGACUACAACCCGGAAACCAAGACCUACAACAACACGCAGACUCUGGAAGGCCACUCCGACUGGGUCCGGGAUGUCGCUUGGUCGCCAAGCGUUCUUUCCAAGUCCUACAUCGCCUCUGCCUCUCAAGACAAGACAGUCCGGAUCUGGACUUCCGAUGCGUCAAACCCUGGCCAGUGGACCAGCCAGCAACUCGAGUUCGACACUGUCCUCUGGCGCGUCAGCUGGAGCCCUAGUGGAAACAUCCUUGCUGUGAGCGGUGGCGAUAACAAGGUCAGCUUGUGGAAGGAAAACCUCAAGGGGCAAUGGGAGAAGGUAAAGGAUAUCGAGGAGUAGGCUUCAGAGUUUCAUUUUCCUUUCUGAGUUUCAACUUUCAUAUCUCAUGUGUGAUAACGGAUAAAUUGGGUUCCUGCCAUGUAUUUCAUCCGACCCGGACGUUGUCAAAAAUCAAAAACGAGCUUAAAAACAGGCAAAACAUCAUCGUUUC
Aspergillus eucalypticola CBS 122712 is the source of this 1214-nucleotide messenger RNA. RefSeq names its product GTPase-activating protein SEC13 (gene sec13). Bases 137 to 1063 code for a protein of 308 amino acids. Gene Ontology annotation, molecular function: structural molecule activity; protein binding. Gene Ontology annotation, cellular component: COPII vesicle coat; nuclear pore outer ring. NCBI's taxonomy places the organism in Eukaryota, Fungi, Ascomycota, Eurotiomycetes, Eurotiales, Aspergillaceae. Gene Ontology annotation, biological process: positive regulation of TOR signaling; protein import into nucleus; COPII-coated vesicle budding. The transcript is spliced from 6 exons. The record is from RefSeq and is a predicted model, not a curated record.